Molecule: messenger RNA, 969 nt
Organism: Heteronotia binoei (common prickly gecko)
Lineage: Eukaryota; Metazoa; Chordata; Lepidosauria; Squamata; Gekkonidae
Source: the annotation of a RefSeq genome assembly
AUGCCCCUACUAAUAACCCACCUCCUAAACCCAACUACACUAAUAAUUCCUGUACUACUAGCCGUUGCAUUCCUCACCCUACUGGAACGAAAACUGCUCGGAUAUGCACAACACCGAAAAGGUCCAAACAUCGUCGGCCCAUACGGUAUUAUUCAACCGAUAGCAGACGGACUAAAACUUUUUACUAAAGAACCUCUCCGUCCAACCCAAUCCUCCCCAUUACUAUUUAUCCUAACACCCAUCUUAGCCCUACUGCUCGCCCUACUAAUAUGAGCCCCUAUAACAAUGCCAAAACCACUACUUGACAUCAACCUCACCCUACUACUAAUCCUCGCCCUAUCCAGCCUAAUAGUUUACUCAAUCCUAUGAUCAGGAUGAGCCUCCAACUCAAAAUACGCCCUAAUGGGGGCACUACGAGCAAUCGCACAAACCAUUUCAUACGAAGUAACACUAGGAAUUAUUCUUCUAUCAACAAUUAUACUAUCCGGGGGAUUCACAAUACAAACCCUACUAACCACACAAGAGCCUGCCUGACUACUAACCUGCACUUGACCACUAACAAUAAUAUGGUACAUCUCAACAAUUGCCGAAACCAAUCGAGCCCCAUUCGACCUAACAGAAGGCGAAUCAGAACUCGUAUCAGGAUUUAAUGUAGAAUACGCAGCUGGCCCUUUCGCACUUUUCUUCCUUGCAGAAUACGCUAACAUCCUAAUAAUAAAUACACUAUCUUGCAUUUUAUUUAUAUCUCCAAACCCCCUACAAACCCCAAAUCUUUUUACCCUAAACAUUAUACUAAAAACAACCCUCCUCACUCUAGGCUUCCUCUGAGCACGAGCCUCUUAUCCACGAUUCCGAUAUGACCAACUAAUACACCUACUAUGAAAAACCUUCCUACCACUCACCCUAGCCAUAUGCCUACUUUACAUUUCCACCCCAAUUUCCCUAGCCGGCCUACCCCCCAUAAAUUAA